AUGGCAUCUUCCUCUAGUAAUUUAGAUACCAAUCAUAAUAAUAAUAUUAAUAAUAAUAUCAAUGGUUUGAACUCUUUCAACCAUUUUUCAUUCUCAACAACUCAACCUUUCAUGACGACUAGUUCUUUCUCUGACCUUUUAGCUUCCCCUCUUGAUGAGAAUGACAACAACUCGAGAAAUGAUUAUGGUGUUCCUAAGUUCAAGUCUACACCUCCUCCUUCUUUGCCUUUGUCACCGCCUCUCGUUUCUCCUUCCUGUUUUUCUAUUCCUCCUGGUUUGAGUCCGGCUGAACUACUUGAUUCGCCUGUUUUGUUGAACUCUAACAAUGUUUUGCCAUCUCCUACAACUGGUGCUUUUGCUGCUCAUAGCUACAACUGGAAGAACAAUUCUGAGGGGAAUCAACAAAUUGCAAAUUUUUCUUUUCAAACCCAACAGGAUCAUGCUGUUUCUGCAUCCAACACAUCUUUUCAAUCAUCAAACGUUGGAAUUCAACAACAGCAACAGCCAUGGAGUUAUCAAGAAAGCACAAACCAAGAAGGCUAUUCAUCUGGAAACAAUAUGAUGCAAGGUGAAAACAACAAUAGUUCUAUGCAGAUUUAUUCUCCGGAGUUUGCUAAUGUUCAAAUGAACAACAACGUGAUGAAUAACAAUGGAGUUCAAUCUGAUUACAACAAUUACCAACCAGUACCGCUGCAACAAGUUCAAACCUUGAAUAAGAAAUCAGACGACGGGUACAAUUGGAGAAAAUACGGACAAAAACAAGUGAAAGGAAGUGAGAAUCCGAGAAGCUAUUACAAAUGCACGUACCCGAAUUGUCCUACGAAGAAAAAAGUUGAGAGAUCCGCCGAGGGACAUAUUACUGAGAUAGUUUAUAAGGGCACUCAUAAUCAUCCUAAGCCUCAAUCUACUAGGAAAAACUCUUCGAAUGGUCUUGUGAUUGUUCCUGCUAAUCCUAAUGGAAAUGAAAUCAUUGAUCAAUCAUAUGGAUCAUUUGGUAAUGGACAAAUGGAUUCCGGUGCUACUCCUGAGAAUUCGUCAAUUUCAAUUGGCGGAGAUGAUGAUUUUGAGCAGAGUUCUCAUCAAAAGAGUAGAUCCGGUGGCGGUGACGACUAUGAUGAUGAUGAGCCUGAUACUAAAAGAUGGAAAAAUGAUGGUGAAAAUGAGGGUAUUUCAGCACCUGGAAGCAGAACAGUGAGAGAACCUAGAGUUGUUGUUCAGACAACAAGUGACAUUGAUAUUCUGGAUGAUGGUUACAGAUGGAGGAAAUAUGGACAGAAAGUUGUCAAGGGAAAUCCAAAUCCAAGGAGCUACUACAAAUGUACACACCCAGGUUGUCCAGUGAGGAAACAUGUUGAGCGUGCCUCCCAUGAUUUGCGGGCUGUGAUCACAACAUAUGAAGGGAAGCACAACCAUGAUGUCCCUGCUGCUCGCGGAAGCGGAAGCAACUCCAUAAAUCGACCAAUGCCAAACAACCCUUCAAAUCCAAACAAUGCGGCCACUGCCAUAAUGCCACUACAGAUUCAAAGGCCACAACAACCAGCACAACAAGUCCAAUCCCAAUCCCAUCCUUUCAACAUAAACAUGCUGCAGCCUCAAGGAAGCUACGGAUUUUCAAGGUUUUUGAAUCCAAUGGAGUCUUACAUGAACCCUCAACAGCAACAGCAACAGCAUCAACAACAGCAGCAGCAAAUGUCUGAGAAUGGUUUUUCCUCUAGGGCUAAGGAGGAACCUAAGGAUGACAUGUUUCUCGAGUCAUUGCUAUGCUGA
Messenger RNA from Lathyrus sativus (Indian pea), 1767 nucleotides. Lineage: Eukaryota; Viridiplantae; Streptophyta; Magnoliopsida; Fabales; Fabaceae. The record is from the annotation of a GenBank genome assembly.